Oryctolagus cuniculus (rabbit) is the source of this 5667-nucleotide messenger RNA. The record is from RefSeq and is a predicted model, not a curated record. NCBI's taxonomy places the organism in Eukaryota, Metazoa, Chordata, Mammalia, Lagomorpha, Leporidae.
GCGCCCGGCAGAGGGAGGCGGAGCGGGCGCGCCGCGCGCCUCGCCAGCCUCCUCCGCGCGGCCCGGUGCCGGGAUGCUCCCGGACUACCGGGGCCGCGGUCAGGAAGGGCCCGCCGCUGCACCUGCCGCCGCCGGGUUCGUGAGUGGCGCCCGGCCUUAUAUGGACUGAUCGCUCCGGCAAUGGCCCAGUUCUUCCUCGCCACCAGCCGCCACCGCGCGCCCAGCGGCCGCCGCAGCCAGAGCUAACGCCGCCCGGGCACCCCCUCCUGGAAUUACAAACCGAGGAGCUCCCGCGUCCGCUCCGCGCUCGCCCGCAGACCACACGCGGGCUCUGGGUCGGCCUUUAUUUUAUUUCCCUCCUCCCCUUCCCCGCUGUUUCUCUCUCUCUCUCUCUCUCUCUCUUUUUAAAUAAUAAUUAUCCCAAUAAUUAAAGCCCACCCCUCCCUCCCCCACCCCUUCUCCCUGGCCGCCCCUCCCCCCUCCCCGCGCGCCCGGGGCCGCGGAGCGCCACGGAGUGACCGCGUGAAGCCACAACUUUGCGGGGUCCCGAACCAUGUCGCUGACCAACACAAAGACGGGGUUUUCGGUCAAGGACAUCCUGGACUUGCCGGACACGAACGAUGAGGAGGGCUCGGUGGCCGAAGGGCCGGAGGAGGAGAGCGAGGGGCCAGAGCCCGCCAAGAGGGCUGGGCCGCUGGGGCAGGGCGCCCUGGACGCGGUGCAGAGCCUGCCGCUCAAGAGCCCCUUCUACGACAGCGGCGACAACCCCUACACGCGCUGGCUGGCCAGCACCGAGGGCCUGCAGUAUUCGCUGCACGGGCUGGCGACCGGCGCGCCCCCGCAAGACUCCAGAUCCAAGUCCCCGGAGCCCUCGGCUGAUGAGUCGCCGGACAAUGACAAGGAGACCCCGGGCGGCGGGGGGGAUGCAGGCAAGAAGCGGAAACGGCGCGUGCUCUUCUCCAAGGCGCAGACCUACGAGCUGGAGCGGCGCUUCCGGCAGCAGCGGUACCUGUCGGCGCCUGAGCGCGAGCACCUGGCCAGCCUGAUCCGCCUGACGCCCACGCAGGUCAAGAUCUGGUUCCAGAACCACCGCUACAAGAUGAAGCGCGCGCGGGCCGAGAAAGGUAUGGAGGUGACGCCCCUGCCCUCGCCGCGCCGGGUGGCCGUGCCCGUCUUGGUCAGGGACGGCAAACCGUGCCACGCGCUCAAAGCCCAGGACCUGGCAGCCGCCACCUUCCAGGCUGGCAUCCCCUUCUCGGCCUACAGCGCCCAGUCGCUACAGCACAUGCAGUACAACGCGCAGUACAGCUCGGCCAGCACCCCUCAGUACCCGACAGCACACCCCCUGGUGCAGGCCCAGCAGUGGACUUGGUGAGCGCCGCCCCGCCGAGACUCGCGGCCCCAGGCGCGGGCCCCACCCAGGCGGCGGCGUGGAGGACUCGGUCCUGACCGUGGCUAUCAUUAUUAUUAUUAUUAUAAUUAUUAUUGCCGAGUCGAGUUGACUCUCGGCUCCGCUGGGGAGGCCUCCUUAGGGUGGCAGAGCCCACCCAGCGCCCCCGGGAUCCCCAGUCUCCGUCCAGUCGCGCCCCCGGAGGGGGUAGAACCCUCAGCGGUGUUUACAAAAUGCGCGUCCUCACUUGAAAAACCAGAAAAAGACCGACCCCUCUCCCUCUCCCCUUCCAUCCCUCUCGCUUUCGUGAAUUUUGUAAAAAUAUGUUUGUGUGGGUAGCGAUGUUGUCACCUGUCUUCUUCUAAAGCAAGUGGAGAACACUUUAAAAAAAUAGAGGAUUUUUUCUCUUCCUUUUUUUUAAAAAAAUAAGAAAAUGCUCAAUAUUUAUGGCCAUGGAAACGUUCUGACAACUGGUUGCAGAUUUCGGUUUUUUCGUUGUAAAUAGCGCUGGCGUUUUGGCUAAAAAUGAUCUUCGCCGCGAGCCUGCUCUGCCUCGGGCCCAACUCCUUUCUUUGUGGUUUGUUUUUGGUUUUGGUUAUUGGUUAUGUUUGGGUAACCCCCCUCCCUACGCCCCUCGGGUGUUUUUUUUUUUUUUUUUUUUGUCUUUUUCUUUCUUAUUUUGUUCGGUGCAAACAUUUCUCAAACAGGAAAAAAAAAAUGUAAGCGAGAAGCCACCCCGACCCCCCUUGGCAGGCCCCAGAACGUGGAGCUGAGCGCUUCCGCGCGGGUCCCCCCAGAGCGCCGGGCGCUAGCAGCUUUCCAUUUUUUAAAUAAGAAUUUUAAUAAAAAUCCUGUGUUUAAAAAAGAAAGGAAGAAAAAGAAAGAAAACAAACCCAGUGCUCCCCUGUUUGUCUCACUUCGUAGCCCUGGAGCCAGCCCGCAGGCCCGGAACAAGUCACUGGCCAGGCCCCGCUUGCUGGCGCCCGGGCUCUGGGCGCAGAGGCCUUGGCGGUGCCGGGGGUCGCUGGAGGGGCUCCCUGGACAGGCCUCGCUCGGCCUCACGGGCCGAACCCUGAGCCUGGAGCACGGGUCCGGGCGGGAGCGCCGGGCUUCUGGCCCUGUCCGCGCCGGCGGCUGGCCUGGGUCCCUGGGUGGCCUUUUGCCUUGCGGGCGUCUGCCUGCGCCUCGCGCGCUGAGCUCCCGGCGGUUGGCUGCGUCCGGCCGGGAAAGGCAAAGGCCAGGAGAGCAAGCCCCCCUCGCUCGCCCCAACCUACGAGUGGCUCCUUCAGCCUGAAAAGCUGUUGAGGCCACUACACUCGAUGACUUUCACUUUGUUGCGGCUGCCGGACCUCGCGCUAAAGAAGAGGGGGAGGGGGAGAAGGGGUGACCGACCAUCUGAGCUCGGGACCGGGCUGCUUCCUUUCUGUUCGCCACCCUCUCUCCAAAAUCUGCCCAAGGCCCUGGGGACCGCUACAAGGCCUGGGCGCGGGGUGGCGGGGUGCGGGGCACGCGAGACUUUGGCCGUCAGCGGAGCCAGGGUGCGGAGUCUUCCUCUGAGCUCCUUGGACCCAGGAAGCGGGAGUCGGCAGCAGGCAGCAGUCGCAGCCACCGGACUCUGGCCUCCUCCUCGGGCCUCCAUCCUCCUCCGGUUUCCAGUCCACUCUCCUGGAACAGGGUCCCGUGCCGCAGGGCCACGCGCAGUCCCCCCCCCCCAGGCGAGUUCUUGGGCGUGCGGCUGCGUGGAUUUGUUAGAGUAGAGGUCGGAGGUGGAGUGGGAGCGCCCCGGCUUUUCGGGCAGGGGUAGGGGGAGCGGAAAGUGGACAGGCAGACGCCCCCCCACACACACACAACUCCCACCCCGGGUGCGUCCAUAGUCCCUCAUCCCAAAUCUUGUCUGGGGAACAGAUCUCGUUAUCGGAUGCUGGCGCACGCUUGACCACGCGGGGGAGCGUCUCUGGGGCUCAGGCGAACUGGGAGGGGGGGACGCCUUUUUCCUCUGUCAUCUCGCGGAUUGCCGAAAAUACCUGCGCCUCUGCGGCUUAGAGCCCAGCGUGCGCUCUGAGGCGUCUGGGGGACUGCGGGCCCACGCGUUUGGAAGCCGUGUCUCUCCCAGGCUUCUUUCUGCAGCUCCAACAUCAAGGCUGAGGGCUGGGGGCGGGAGGAGGGGGGUAGACAAGGAGGCCGGGCAAAGGGAGCGUCCCAGCUGACUUUGCUGCUCCCUCUAGUUGACGAUCAGAUUUAAUUCAGUAUCUAAAGCAAACAUGAUUAUCCGUGGGACCAAAUCUGCGCGUAGAUAGCACUCAGCACAACAGGCCCAGAGACCUGCUGACACUUUAUUCCCGUGUUGCACACCACCCCCCUGGAAAAUGGAGCAGCGGCCACUCUUCCUAAUACCCCCUCCCCCGCCAAGGGCCUUGGCUAUGUCCAGGUUCUGGGAGGGUGGGGCGGGGUGGGGGCAGUUCCCCUUAAACGCUGAGGAAUCUCCCUUUGUUCUGCACACUAGCCAGGGGGCGUGUGUGUCUUGUUUGUAAAGGCCAGAGAAUUGCUCCCAGAUCGUGUGUGGCGCUGUAAUUAAAAAGCCCACUGUGCCUGGGCACCAACCACCCAACAUGUCUCUUGCGACUUCCCUUCUCCCCCCUGAUCCUUUGGGGAAGGAGCCUCUGGGAUAGGGGGUGUAAAGAGGCCUGGGCGGCUGCCCGCUAGACUUCGGGUGAUUUGGACUGUUCCAGGCCCCAAGGCGUCCAGGGGCUGAGGAUGAGUGUCGGAGGAAGGCGGAGGCUGGUGAGGCCCAAACUCUUGUAGGUUCCCACCCUGUGCAUGUUGAGGGUGCUUUUGGGGGUGCUGGCCAGGCCCGCAGGUCUCCAGACCCGGCGUGUGCUGGCACGGCCGGGAGCCGGGGAGGUGGGCCUGGCGCCCGCCUCUCUCUCUCUGUCCUCGGGUCCCCGUGGAGUCAAUAAAAGCGCCCGCGGAGCCCUGUGUGGCCCUAACCCCAGCGCCCUGGGAGCGCGCCCGGCGCGGGGUCCCGUUGGGCAGUCUAUCUUCGCCCAAUCUACAGCGGGCCGCACAAAACGGCACAAUGCGCGCGCUGGGAGCCGGAGAUGUUAGAGGCGUGCAUAUUAAAAAGGGACAGAGAAAGGAUGGCAGGGGACCGAGCGAGGGGAAGAGGGAGAAGGAGCCCGCCCCACCCCGCACCAUUCAGCGCGCUUAUCGGGGGCAGUGAAUCCCGGAGUCAGGCAGAAGUCUUCUUGGGGUUUUGUUGGGCCUGUCACUGGGUCCCUUUGUCAUCCGCGGACUCCAUGCUGGAUUCCAUAUGGCCAGCUGGGCCGAGGGAGCGCGAGGAGGGACCCGCACAAAACCCAAAUUGUGUCCGGCUUUCAAACCCGGUAUUGUUGUCUGUGAAAGGAAGACGCAUUAAAAAUUCGUGCUAUAUCUAUUGGGGAGGAGGAGGGAGGAGGGGAAAAAAAGCCAUCCCUGUGUUUGACGGCUGCAGAGGGCGCUGGCCCCGCCUAGGCCCCGUGACACUCUGGGAGCUGGAGCUCUCUUCCCCCACCACCACCCCACCCCGCCCUCAAACUCGGCCGCAGUGCGCGCAGGCUGGGUUCUGAGUGCGGUGCGACCUCGGGUGUGGGCCCCGGGCGCGCACUGUGCGCGGUUCCCUGGUGUCAGCGCCCGUCGCCAGGCCCCUGCGGCCCGGGAGCACCUCGGCGCAGCCAAUCGGCCGUCCCAGAGCUCCGGUGCAACCCGGGGAUGCCAGCGCCCGCGAGCUUCGCGGCUCCUGGGUGGAUGAAAAUCCAGGCCCGCGGCUCGCGCAGCGCAGCCCCAGCGCAGCGGUCUCCGAGAGGCCCGGGGCGCCCCUCCCUCACCCCCACCUCCCCUGCUCAGUCUCGGGCCCAGUUGGCUUCUCGCCCCGGGCCAGUUUCUAAGGCCACUCUGGCCUGGCGGGGUCACUCGGUGACCGCCCCGCCACAGCCGAAUUUGAAUUUCGCGCGGGGCUCCUAGUGGUGUCUUAGACGCAAAAUCAAUGCCGAAACUUCCGCCAGCAGCCGCCGCUCCCCGUGCUGGAGGAGGGCUUCCUCUUUUCAUUUUCCACAUCUCCUGCUUGCAAAAUUCAGGCUUGGGGGCGCGGAGAGGCGUGCCAGGAAUUUGCUCGAUGGUUUGUUUUGUUUUGUUUUGUUUACCUCUCCUGAGCAGGACAGGGUUUGGGGCACGCCUUCUCCCCGCCGCGGCCAGGACGGAAUUCCCAUGGCGCACUGCCCCCCCCCCCCAUCAUAGAUGGG